AUAUUUUUUUAUCAUCUAUCUAUAUAUAAACCAAAAGCCCUAACUCCCCCGAAAAACCAAAAGCGGAAGUCUUUACUCCUCUGCGUAACUCUUCAUCAGGUUUCUUUUGAAAACCCCUCCCUCCCCAAAAAAACAUGUCUCGCGUAUACGUUGGUAACCUUGGGCCACGAGUUUCGGAGCGGGAUCUUGAAGACGAGUUUCGUGUCUUUGGAGUUAUUCGAAGCGUAUGGGUUGCACGAAGGCCACCGGGUUAUGCUUUCAUUGACUUUGAUGAUCACAGAGAUGCUGAGGAUGCAAUUCGAGAAUUAGAUGGCAAGAAUGGCUGGAGAGUUGAGCUUUCUCGUAAUUCUAGAGGCAGAGGUGGACGCGGAGGCGGUAGUGGAGGUGGUCAUGGGCGCUUUGGCGGUUCUGAUUUGAAGUGCUAUGAGUGUGGUGAGCCUGGUCAUUUUGCUCGAGAAUGCCGCAUGCGUGGUGGUUCAGGAAGACGUCGCAGCCGCAGCCGCAGUCCUAGAUAUCGUAGAAGCCCAAGCUAUGGGCACAGUUACAGUCCUCGUGGACGAUCCCCAAGACGUCGCAGUCUCUCUCCUCGUGGGCGUAGCUACAGCAGGUCUCCCCCGUACCGUGGUCGUGAGGAAUUGCCAUAUGCUAACGGAAAUGGUGUAAGGGAAACCCGUCGGAGCAGGAGCUAAGUAACACAAGGAUGUACCUUUUAUGUGAGGAGACUGGGAUUAAGUGUGUUUAGUUUGUUUGGACUUCAAUGCUACUAUUUUUAAUUGGGCAACGCGUUCAGCCUCUUGGAUUUGGAUAAGUUCCUUUCUGAUUUUCUUUAUUCUAUGGUGGUUUUCUUUGCUUUUAUCUAUGAUAAAUAGUUCUAUUUUCUGCUUAGGAUAAAAGAAUCUUAAGAUUACGUAUAUAAAUUUAUUGAGAAAUCAUUCCAGGGACUCUGCUAAAAAUUCAUGUUUUUCUUUUUUUGUUGAGGUGUCUUCUGCGUCUGCCUCAUUGCUUUUCUGCUUCUACACUCCCCUGGGAUUUACUUCUUUGCUGCCCGGCUAUGGGAUCUUCAAUACUUGAUGAUUGUGGGUCCCAUUUAGCAUCAUCUCUAUUUGCUACGGCUUGAAUGAAUGUCGCCAGCUGUGAUGCAGGUUCCUCAAACUCUAGUGGCAUUUCAUUAUCUUAAAAGGAUCUAGGAGAUGCGUCAAAUGCUUCUGGCAGGUACUUGUAUCUGUUCUACAGAAGUUGAUGUUUAAGGAUCCUUGCAAGACUGGGAUUGGUAAUAUAGAGAUCUAAUUUCAUUUCAAACUUUUAGAAGUGACAACAAAAUAUUUAGAAGGAUGCAAGGAUACUUAAUGUUUUUUCAACCCGUUUUUGGUCAUUCAGCUGACAAGCAACAAUAAAUUUGGAGUCUUCCAUUUCUAUUGGGUUGGAAAGUUGGGAUGCUGAACUCGCAUUUCUUCCUUAGUAUCUGCAUCUAGAUCCAGAUGAUUAUACUGGUAAAAUGAGUCAGUUUACUGAUAAAAAUGUCAUGGCCAAAAACCCUCUGAUUUUUUAAGUUUAUAAUAUACAAUUUAUCGACCCCUUGCCGAAUCAAACAUUAUUUUGAUCGAUUUAAAAUAAGAACGAAUAAAAAAUGUCAUUAGUGUGAGUAACAGCUAUCACAUGGCUGCCUGCCAAAGAUGCAUAUUUAUCAUCUUACGAUAAAUAUGCAAUGCCUUUUCUGUCUCUCUCAUGUGGAAACAAUCAAUCUUAAUAUUAGGUAGGAUCAUUGAUAUUCAAUCAAUUGGAAUGCAUAAUAAAAGUUUUUAAUAAUAAAAAUUGUAUUUUGAAUAUCUAAGAGCCCUUAAUUACAGAGUGUUGAAUGACAUUGCCAACAACUAAUUAGCUGCUAAUAUUUUCCUUGAUUUAAAAAAAAAA
Molecule: messenger RNA, 1911 nt
Organism: Durio zibethinus
Lineage: Eukaryota; Viridiplantae; Streptophyta; Magnoliopsida; Malvales; Malvaceae
Product: serine/arginine-rich splicing factor RSZ22A-like
Molecular function (GO): RNA binding; zinc ion binding
Source: RefSeq, a predicted model, not a curated record